Molecule: messenger RNA, 2035 nt
Organism: Labeo rohita (rohu)
Lineage: Eukaryota; Metazoa; Chordata; Actinopteri; Cypriniformes; Cyprinidae
Gene: ric3a
Product: RIC3 acetylcholine receptor chaperone a
Exons: 6
Coding region: 171-1619 (482 amino acids)
Biological process (GO): synaptic transmission, cholinergic; protein localization to cell surface
Cellular component (GO): intracellular membrane-bounded organelle; neuron projection; neuronal cell body
Source: RefSeq, a predicted model, not a curated record
UGAGUGAGUUGAUUUAAUGCGUCUUCAGUCUAAUCUCACCCGGAAGGCGGAUUAAUGUUUCCAGUCAUUUCCGCUUCAGCGAAUCAACAGGAAAUUUCGUAGAAGUGAUGUCGUGAUGUUGACGCUGUCACCGUUUGUUCUGCAGCAUCUAUUUUGUCUGUCGCAUCGAUAUGGCUGUUUCAACAUGUCAGAAGAUCACCUUCAUCUCUUGCAUCGUCCUCUGUAUGUCUUUAUUCCUACCCAAAUUAUUUUUACCCAGAGUGAAGAAAGAAACCGUGCGGUCGGAGGUUGGGCCAGGGCAUUUUCCUCCCUCACGACACAGACAUUCAUUCUCUGAAGAUCAUGAUCACUGGGACACAGACUCUCAUUACAUCAAGCAUUACAGCCCCGAGGCCAUUGCCAGAGCCAAAGGUGUUGGCAAGCCGAAUCUCCUGGGCCAGGUUAUCCCUGUCUAUGGCUUUGGGAUCUUCCUUUACAUCAUCUACUUGUUCUUUAAACUGACCUCAAAGGACAAACCUCAUCGACCAGGGUGCAGAUUCCCUAUACUGCAGUCAGAAUACACACAUGAAGAGAUGCCUACUUGUCAGCUGGGGCAGAUGCAAGCCAGAAUGAGUGAAAAAGCCAAAGAGAAGAGAAUAUCUAAAGUUGUCCACCCAUCUGCCAGGUCACGCAGGAGCACACGGAGGCGUGAGGAGAAAAAGCUCAAACAGCUGAAGGAAAUCAGCCAAAUGAUGCGGGAGAGACAGUUGCGAGAAGGAGCCUCGCCGGAGGAGGAGGCCGAGGAGGCUCCUUACACUGCAGAUUGGGAAGGCUAUCCAGAGGAGACCUACCCAGAGUAUAAGAUGCCCUCCUGCAGACGCAGAUUUCCUAGUGUCAUACUUGAAGAACCAGACCAAGUCAUACCCACAGCAGAAGAGCUUGCUGAGAGAAUGGAGAAGGAAGAAGAGGAGGAUGAGCCUGAUGAUGCGAGUGCUAAUGAGGAGAUGAAAGUGGAGAACGAUGAAGGAGAAAAAGAAGACGACGACGAAUAUGAAGAGGAAGAAGAUGAGGAUGAGGAAGAGGAAGAUGAGGACGAGAUUGGAGAAGACCAGCCCUGUCUUUCUAAAAGCAUCGAUGAGGAUGAUGAGAAACUCGAAUACCCAGAUGAAAAAGAAGAGGAACAGAAACCAACCAGGAGAAGACGACAAAUCACCUUCAGCGAUCACAGACACGUCUUUCAUUAUCCAAAGGGUGGAGCUGUUGGAUGCAAGUAUGAGGAAGAGGAGGAAGAAGAACAUGAUGGAGAAGAAGAAGAAGAAGAGGAGGAGGAUGAAGGGAAUGAAAAGGAAGAAAAUGGUGACGAUGAAGACUGUGAAGAAGAAGAGGAGGAAGAUCAAGGUAAUGAAGACGUGAAUGGUGAGACGGAGAAGGAGGAGGAGGAUCCACUGAUGGAGGCUGAGAGCCUGGGAUUUAAUGAUGAAGUGGAAUGUGAUCCUGAGGAACAGGAAGUAGACCUCAUUGACUUCCUACAAACAUACCAACCUGAGGUGACUGUCAUCUCCAGCAAGUCGGAGUCUCCCAAAGCUGAAGCCUCUGGGACUCUUCGAAUGCGUCACAAGAAACAAAAGGUGAAGAAGUGACCAGCCUUCAGUUCGAUUACACACUAGAUCAUUCAUACCUUUCUGUGAAUCUUUCUUGGUUUGCUUAAAGGAGAAGUUCACUUCCAAAACAACAUAAACAAUUGGUUAUUUUUUGAAGUCCACUAUAUGGAGAAAAAUCCUGAAAUGUUUGCCUCAAAUCAAUUUCUUUAUGACUGAAGAAAGAAAGACAUGAACAUCUUGGAGGACAAGCAAGUAAAAUUAUCUGUACGUUUUUGUUUUGGAAGUGAACUUCUAUAAGGAAACUGUUUCUUUGUAACCAUUUAGGCUUUUCUGAGAUUUCAUUAAUCUCUUUCCAACAGCUUUAGAGUAUGCUUUGUCAAACAUAGGCACUUUUAAAACUUUUUCCAAGAAAAAUCUUUGCCAAUAAAGCAUUUCUGAACAGAAGUGGCUUUGUA